Messenger RNA from Daphnia magna, 4224 nucleotides. RefSeq lists its product as uncharacterized. The transcript has a single exon. The record is from RefSeq and is a predicted model, not a curated record. Lineage: Eukaryota; Metazoa; Arthropoda; Branchiopoda; Diplostraca; Daphniidae. Gene Ontology annotation, biological process: DNA integration. Gene Ontology annotation, molecular function: nucleic acid binding. The coding region runs from base 1 to 4224 and encodes 1407 amino acids.
AUGAGUAAGGGCUGCACAAGCCGAAAGAAAUGCAUUGUGAAUAAUUGCGGUCAACCGCAUCACUCACUAUUACACGAUGCUCCGCGCUUGGCCCCAACCGAACCCAAAUCAAUCCUAAAACAACCACAGAAAACAGUCACGCUACCCUUAAACGUAGCGACGCUCUCCGUUGACGACGAUGAAUCAUGCACGGUGCUGCAAAUAGUACCUGUCACCCUUGAAUCGGACGGAAAAACAUUAGAAACGUUUGGAUUCCUCGAUCCGGGAAGCCAAACUACAUUGAUUUUAGAUCGCGCUUCAGAACAGCUCGACCUCGACGGCGAAGAAGACAUGACAAAGCUAGGAACAUUCCAUGGAGAAGACCCGAUCAUCAAAAUGAAGAAAGUAAAAUUCAACAUUCAACCCAGAGACGGAAGCCGAUCGUUUCCUGUAAAAAAGGCUUUCUCCGUUCCCAAACUUAAUGUCAACGCCCAGCAGAUUGAAUGGCCAGUAACAAAGCGUGAAUGGAGCUAUCUUCGAGGCGUGGACAUACCGCACAUUGACACCAACAACGUUACCAUCCUUAUAGGCAGAGACGUUAUGCGCGUCCAUGAUGUACUGGAGCAACGCAGUCCACCCGACGGAACCGAAGCGCCAGACGGAAUCUUAACCCAUUUCGGAUGGAGCAUCGCAGGUCCAGUCCCAGAGUCACUGCUGAAGCGACAAAAUUACCGGCCCAUCUCAGUUGGACAUAUUUCACGUCAACAAUCCGACGAGUUCUUAAAUGAAGCUGUCCAGCGGUUCUGGAAAACGGAAUCGUACGGCGUCGGGCUUUAUCCUCAUCAAAACCUACCACCAGAUGAUCAAAAAGCGUUUCGCAUUCUUCAAGAUACUAUCCGGCAUACCGGCGAGCGCUACGAAGUCGGUUUGAUGUUAAAGAAUCCGGAAUUAAAUCUACCGAACAACGCCGAAGUCGCCUUCAGUCAUUUCGCGUCAUUGGAGCGCCGCUUUAAAAAUGAUCCGGUGUUUGCUAAAAGGUAUGCGGCCGUCGUCAACGAGUACAUCGCGGCCGGCCACGCCAAAUUAGUGGACCCCAACUCUCCUCCAACUCGCGGCCAUGUAUGCUAUCUGCCGCACCAUGGAGUCACAGCGGCAAGCAAGCCCGGAAAAGUUCGGGUAGUUUUCAAUCCGUCGGCGCGCUUCCGUGGCACAUCAUUAAAUGAAGAGCUGUACAAGGGUCCGGAUUUACUUACUUCUCUCAUCGCAGUAUUAUUGCGCUUUCGGCAGCGCCCAUGCGCAAUUUCUGGCGACAUUCAGAAAAUGUACCAUCAGGUGCAAGUGCCGGAACAUCAACAAUCCCUAUUGCGAUUCAUCUGGAGAGAACCGGGCAGUACCGAAGACCCACAAACAUUCCAGAUGACUGUCCACGUCUUCGGAGCUGUCUCCUCACCGACAAGCUGCAUUUAUGCACUGCGACGGACAGCAGAAGAUUUUGGACCCCAACACCCAGGAGUCGCGGAGAAAGUUUUGAAGAACAUAUACGUAGAUAAUUAUCUAGAUUCAGCCGAUACUGAAGCCGAAGCCAUCGCCCAGCGCCAGGAAGUAACCGAUCUUCUCAAGCACGGAGGAUUUAAUAUGGUGCAAUGGAUGUCAUCGUCCCGUCCCGUGUUGGCCUCUGUCAAUCAGGCUGAUCGAGCAAGAGCGCUGGAUAUCAACACCGACCCUUUGCCCGUUGAACGCACCCUCGGUAUCCUUUGGGACUGCCAGCACAACGCUUUUAUGUUUAAUUCCAACACCCGACUCGAUGUCAAAACGAAAAGGCAAGUCCUGCAAGAAAUCGCGUCGAUCUUUGAUCCGUUGGGCUUUCUCGUUCCAAUCGUGAUGGUGGCAAAAAUCCUGAUGCAAGAUAUCUGGCGAUCCGGAGUCGAAUGGGACGAUCCGCUCCCACCGGCACUUCUCGAUGUUUGGAAACGGUGGGUCGCUGACCUGCCCACGAUAUCAACUUUAAAAAUUCCCCGCUGCUUUCGUCGACCUACCCAACCAUCGGAUUACCAACUGCACGUCUUCACUGAUGCUUCGGAAUUAGGAUUUGCUGCUUGUGUAUUUCUUCGCGCGUCAUACGGAGAAUCUCAUUUUGGCCUCACUUUGAUUAUGGCAAAAUCAAGAGUUUCUCCCCUUCGCCAACUUUCGAUUCCACGGUUGGAACUGCAAGGCGCGGUUCUCGGUGCCCAAUUAUGCGCCACCGUCAUCACGGAUCUUGGUCCCAUCGCAUCCGCUGUUUAUUAUUGGUGUGAUUCACAAACAGUGUUACAAUGGAUUCACUCGAAAACGUGCAAAUACCAUGCCUUUGUGGCCCAUCGAGUGACGGACAUUCUGGAUCAAAGCGAAGCGACUCAAUGGCGUCACAUUCCCGGUGAGCUCAAUCCCGCCGACGACGGAUCCCGAGGUGUGUCCGCUGCCUUCUUCACCACCCAACAUCGCUGGUUUCGCGGCCCUGAUUUUUUAUUGAUGCCCGAAACGGCCUGGCCAUCACCGAUGAACAUUGCCGAGCCAGAAAAUGAUGACCCCGAAGUCUCACCCGCUAAAUGGAUUGGUUCCAUUCGAGUUCCUACGCCUCAUCCCAUUUUUUUGGUGAUUCAACGGUUUUCCGAUUUCAUCAAAAUCAAAAGGAUCGUCGCCUGGCAGCUGCGCUUCCUUCGGAAUUAUUCUCUUUCGCUGAAAAAGUGUGUCAUCCCGUUUUCUCGAUGGCUCACAGCUCCAGAACUGCGUGAUGCCCAAACAUUAUUGAUUCGGGUCGACCAGGAGCAUCAUUUUGCAGUAGAGAUCCGUUUUUUACGCAAAGGAAAACCCGUUCCAGUCACCUCCAAGUUGGCCACGUUGACCCCCUUUAUAGACGCGUCCGGAAUCGUUCGGGUGGGCGGCCGGAUUCAGCAUGCUGGUCUCCCUGAAGACACAAAACACCCCAUCGUUUUGUCUUCCGACAGCCAGCUGGCGACAAUGAUUAUUCUCGACCUCCACAAUCGCCUUACUCACGCAAAAAUGGAGCGCUUGUUACAUAAUCUCCGGGCGACGUAUCAUGUCCUGCAGCCACGGGCCACCAUCAAGAGAGUGAUUCGUCCCUGCUUCGAGUGCAAGCGACGCGACAGCCAACCGGUGUGUCCGCUCAUGGGGCCCUCGCCGGCCAGCAGAAUUAAAACACACCAGUGGCCGUUUACCCAUGUCGGAAUCGACUACUUCGGCCCGCUGCAUGUCUCCAUGCUUCGACUCACUCUGAAAACGUACGGAGUCAUGUUUACGUUUCUGGAUUGCCGAGCCGUCCACCUUGAACUUGCUGAUUCCAUGGACCUCGAUUCAUUCAUGAUGGCUUUCUCCCGUUUCACAGACCGUCGCGGAGUCCCCCUUGUCUGUUACAGCGAUAACGGAACUAACCUAGUCGAUGGAGAACAGGAGAUCCGUGAUCCCAUUGCUCAAUGGAAUCCGGAAGCGUUGGCCAAAAAUAUGGCUAACCGAAAUAUCGAAUGGCGUUUCAGCCCUCCCGCUUCCCCUCAUUUUGGUGGAUCUUGGGAACGGAUGAUUAAAUCCGCGAAGCUCGCUAUGCGAAUUGUUUUAAAUGAGCGAGUCGUCACUCAAGAAGUGCUCUCUACCGUCAUGACCGGUGUUGAAGCUUUGUUGAACGCCCGUCCAUUGAACCCGGUGAGCAGUGAUCCCACCGAAGUCGACGCUCUCACCCCAAAUCAUUUUCUCCAUGGACGGCCAAAUAUCCAACUGCACUCCAACUUCGACGCUCAACCGCAGUUGCUCAGUAAGCGGCGGUGGAUGGACGCGCAGGAAAUCGUCAACCACGUUUGGAACCGCUGGAUGCGAGAGUACCUCCCUACUCUAAUUGAACGGACAAAAUGGCUCCGCCCUCGGCGAAACUUGGCUGUCGGAGAUGUUGUCCUCAUGGAGAUACCCAACCCGAAACGAAGCACUUGGCCAAUCGGCCGAAUUGUUCGUGUAGAAGUUGGCGCAGAUGGAGCUGUCCGGUCUGCCGAAGUAGAAGUCACUCGCGCUCUUCCUGGAAAAAAGGGCCGAAAAAAUCCUUCGGACAUCAAGUCGAAAACGACCCGCUACAUCCGGUCAGCACACAAGCUGUGUUUACUCGAGGCGGACGAUCCCAAAGAUGUUUUCACCAAUGAAAACAGGGCCGGCAAUGUGACGGACAGCCCAAUUCUUCCCGCGGGGUCAGAAGCGGUUUCGUCUUAA